GAUCCCAAGUUGGCAAGAACGGUGAUCUUCCCCGAAGAACCGGGGGCGAAGCAGCCUGUUUGCCCCCUUGGUGAUUUCCCUUCCUUUCAAAAGACCCCCAUCACUUCCAGUCUAGAGAGGUGGAAAUCUUCCAGCAUGGCCUCCAACACUGAAACCCGGAAUACCUACAUUACCGUUUACAUGCUCACUGUCCUAAUUGGCUUUCCCACCAAUCUGUUGGCCCUGUACGCUUUCAUCCAGAAGAUUAGAGUCAAGGCCACGCCCAACUGCAUCCUUCUCCUCAACCUGACCAUUUCUGAUCUCUGCUUCCUGGUCUUCCUCCUCUUCAAGAUGGCGGAGCAGAUCGCUGGCCGCUGGGCCUUUCCCAAUUUUCUGUGCCCCCUGAGUGGUCUUGUCUACUUCAGCACCAUUUAUACUAGCACGCUCUUCCUCACGGCGGUAAGCGUGGAACGCUACCUGGGCGUAGCUUAUCCCAUCCAUUACAAGCUGAAGCGUCAUUCAGUCUAUGCCCUAAUUGCCAGCCUGAGCAUUUGGAUCUGCUCUUUUGGCCACUGCAGCAUUGUCUAUAUCACCGAGUUCAACCGGGACAACUAUUCCCAUCCAAGUGUGCCCUCCUUUAAUGUCUGCUAUGACAAUUUCACAGACAAGCAACUCCAGGUCCUGCUCCCUGUUCGCCUGGAGCUCAGCAUUGUACUUUUCCUGGUGCCAUUCCUGAUCACCUGCUUUUGCUAUUUUGGCUUUAUAAGGAUAGUGAUCUCUUCACCACACAUCUGCAGGAGCAAAAAGCAACGAGCAGUGGGGUUGGUGGCAGCCACGUUAGCAAUCUUUAUCAUCUGUUUUACACCCUACAACAUCUCCCACGUGGUAGGUUAUAUUGAGUGGGAAAGUCCCGACUGGCGGAUCAAAGUCUUGCUUCUCAGCACCUUCAAUGCCUGCUUGGACCCCAUCAUCUUUUAUUUUUCUUCUUCUGCCGUGAAGCGUUCAUGCUGUAGCUUCUGGACCAGAAUAAAACACCUUUGCAUGUGGCCUCCUUUGCUCCAUAAACUCUUCAACAGAAGGACUGAGAGAACAGGUUCUCAGGAUCAGGUGUGCUCUUCCCGUCUAUGACCUCCGGUUUCUCAGAAAAUUCUUAAAUCUUUCUUUGUAGGUCAAGUGAACUGGCAAAAAAUUGUUCUGGGAAUUACUGACUUUUCCAGCCAGGCCUCCAGACUUGAAGCUUUUCACAUUGUGAAUGUUUGUUAACUGUAAUUUCGGCAGCUUUGAAUUGAGGAAUCUUAGCCAGACCUUCUCAUCUUUUCGUUCUUGAAACUUACCAAAGUAUUGCACAACUGCUGCCCCCCCUAGACUGAAUGAGAAUGGGUUUCAUUAAAGUCAAAAAAGAAAAUGGGGGAAAUAUAUUGAGUACUUCAAAUGUACAUACUCAGGUACUCCAAGGCUAAUUGUGAAAUGCAUUUUGGAGUUGUUCCAUUUGAGUUUUAAUGGCAUCCAAGAGAUUUUCCUUGCCUUCUUUCCAUCUUCAUCUAACUGGAGAUACAUAUAAUUUGCAAAAGAGCUUUUAUUUCAGCUAUUAUUGUGAUUCUCAUGGCAAUAGCCAGUGAAUUGGGAAUCCUGAGAAAUGUAGAACCUGAUGCCUGGAUGUCACUACACAAGACAAUACCAUCAUCUAGGAACUAGGGCAGGUCCUUAUAUUAGAUGUCCUAAAUUGUUAUAUCUGGUAGAUAUUUUUUUAAAAA
Molecule: messenger RNA, 1733 nt
Organism: Pantherophis guttatus
Lineage: Eukaryota; Metazoa; Chordata; Lepidosauria; Squamata; Colubridae
Product: free fatty acid receptor 3-like
Biological process (GO): G protein-coupled receptor signaling pathway; cellular response to fatty acid
Cellular component (GO): plasma membrane
Molecular function (GO): G protein-coupled receptor activity
Source: RefSeq, a predicted model, not a curated record